AUGUCGGAGGCGGCGUUGUACGUGUUUAGUCUCAUCGAUGGAGCUUGCCUAUUAUUUCUCACUGUAUAUUUUGUAUCCUUCCAUCAACUUAUUAACUUUAAUAACUUAGCUACUUUUUUAUCUUUCAUUCGCUUAAAAGUGGAGAUGCGCCGCAAAUUUAGCCUAACACUUUGCGUCUAAAGCAAAAAAAAGUAUAAGAAAUGAGCCAAGUCGUUUAGUUUACAUGAUAUUGUAUCAUCUUCGACCUAAACAAACACUUCCACACUGCAUAAUUGUUACAAAGAAAUUGUCAUGAAUAUGAUUGCUGUCAAUAUUUUUCACGUAAUUAUUUAUUUCAUACACAUUUACGAGUGAAUUUUUCGUAGCGAAAAAAAAAUUAUAUGUAUGAGCUUUAUUUGUCUUGUGGAAAUUCCUUGACAUGCAAUUUGUGUAAAAUAAUCAGAUCAUUAAUUUAUCGGACUUAGAGUGCGACUACAUCAAUGCAACUACAUGCUGUCGAAGACUUAACGUGGUAGGUGUUUAACAAGAGUUAUUGAACCUGGUCUUUUUCUAAAAAUCAUACAGUCUAUCUGACAUCUUCUAACCACACCCAGUUAAGAUACAAGUCUUAAUUUAAGUGCCAGAGACAAAAAUAUUUUAUAGAUUGCUAUUUUCCAGGGUAUACCGUUUAAUCCAGUAAAUAAUUACACCAUUUAUUACAGGUGAAAUCCCUGAAAUAUCUUUAAAUUCCUACUUUUUGUGCUCUGUCAAUCAACAGGGAUUGCAUUUACCAACACAGCAAUAAAUUCUGUGUAGCCAAUCCAAUACAAGAUCACUCCACCUCCUUUGGUUGAGCUACAGUAAAGUGGGAAACAAAAACCUGCAACUUGUUUUGAAACAUUGCUGUGAAAUGAGUCGAAGGGCAAUGUUGUGCAUUUAACCACCCACAUUCGAACCUGUCUUCAAAAAAUCAGGUUGCUGCAAGGUGUGUGAAUACUGCCCUCUGAGUGGAUAAAAUUGUGCUGUAGUCAUGCCUUACUUGGGAGUUAAGUCAAUUGUUGCAGCAACAUGUACAGAACUAACUCUCUACAUUCUGCAACAAAUUUUCACAACCUACAACAAUCUCAUUUGUCGCAAGAUGAUUCCUGGCCAGAAGGGUGUCCAUGCAGCCGUCCCAUGGACACCCUUUUUUGGAAGGAAUACAAGGAAAUUCACUUAAUCUCUUAUAAUUUAAUGGGAAACAUGUCUUCUGGACGGCCAGUUUUCAAGGUCUGGCUAGAAGCCUGUUCCUGGGGGGUAAAAUGUGCCACAUUGCUAUUCAACUUAUUUAGCAGCAACAUUGCUAAAUAGUUUCCCCCUUUUCACCCUACCCUUAAAUUCACUUGACACAGUCCAGUGAUUGCAUGUGAUACACUGUCUUGGAACACUGUUCUUAAUUUAUAAACAUUGUGCUUGAAAAGUAUGGUACAGACGUUAGUGAAGUUAGCACCUUUUGCAUUCAGAUUUUUUCUGGGUCCUUGAUGACAUUGUUUUUAUUUUCAGUGGAUUCUACCAGAAAUGGUUGCUCAUGGAGUUAUAACUGUACUUCUCCUCGUCCAUUUCCAGUGGAUAUUUUUCUUAAUCAAUGCUCCUUUAUCAGGGUGGCUUAUUUAUAGGUGGGUCUAAUUUCAUGAUGUUACAUUAGAAAUUUGCUUUGCCAAAGAUGCAAUAGUAAUUUGCACUGCCCUGAUUUUUGUUAACAAAUGCAACUCAGAUUUUUUUUCUGAGUUUUAUUUAUUGCUCAGAGAGUACUUAUGUGAAUGUGUGGUGCAGUUAAUUUGUGUGUUUAUUUAACAUAAUGUGACUUCCAGAUGCAGUUGUUAUGUCAGCCCACAAAUUACCCGCUCAUCACUAGAGUUCUUAGUAGAUCAUUGGUUAGAGCAUCCCACUAGUGUCUGGAGGGUCAUGGGUUCAAUUCUGAGUCCUUCUCUCCACACAUAUCUUUCUAUCUAUAAUUUAAAUGUAGUUAGGUGAUCCAAAAUUGAUUUAUUUGCCAGCACCAACAAUAACAUUAUUGGAAAUCACAUCAUUCCUUGAACAACCCCCUUUUGCCUCUCCUUUGUGCCAAAUAUAAAGCAAGUGUGUUUUUGAGGCAGAGAAUAAAACUUAAUAGCUUGAGGAGGCAGGGCGGGGGGGAGUGUUGUAGGUGUCUUGUGAAUCCGUGUUCACUGCUUCACAAAAACCAACUACAAUCAGUGACAGACUUAUUUUAGACAGUUUGUCCUCAAUAUUAUUUUCUCUCACUUUACUGACACUCAAACUACAUGUAACUUUCAAAAGGAAAAUGCCAUCUUCCUCCCCCCAUUUUCUUACUUCCCCAAUCUUGCUAAAAAUAAUGUUAUCCUACUGUUCAAGUUACCUGACUGUAGGAAACCAGAAAACAAGCCACACUAUUUGGUUAAGAGUUCUGAGCUGAUAUCUGACAAAGAUAUAUAUAUCUACUAACUAAAUUCUUCUUUGUGUAUUUUGUUAGAUUUGUUAAUAAACCAGCUGGAAAUGUUGGGUUGUAUGACCCAGCAGAGAUUCAUAACAGGCAUGAAUUAAAGGGGUUUCUCAAAGAAGCUAUGAUCAAACUUGGAUUUCAUCUUGUAUUUUUUUUCCUUUAUCUUUACAGGUAA
This is a messenger RNA of Porites evermanni, 2636 nucleotides long. The record is from the annotation of a GenBank genome assembly. Lineage: Eukaryota; Metazoa; Cnidaria; Anthozoa; Scleractinia; Poritidae.